UCGGGAGGAGCCGCGCGGGGCGCUGAUGCCGCAGGGCGCGCCGCGGAGCGCCCCGGAGCAGCAGAGUCUGCAGCAGCAGCAGCCGGCGAGGAGGGAGCAGCAGCAGCGGCGGCGGCGGCGGCGGCGGCGGCGGAGGCGCCCGGUCCCGGCCGCGCGGAGCGGACAUGUGCAGGCUGGGCUAGGAGCCGCCGCCUCCCCCCCGCCCAGCGAUGUAUUCAGCGCCCUCCGCCUGCACUUGCCUGUGUUUACACUUCCUGCUGCUGUGCUUCCAGGUACAGGUGCUGGCGGCCGAGGAGAACGUGGACUUCCGCAUCCACGUGGAGAACCAGACGCGGGCUCGGGACGAUGUGAGCCGUAAGCAGCUGCGGCUGUACCAGCUCUACAGCCGGACCAGCGGGAAGCACAUCCAGGUCCUGGGCCGCAGGAUCAGUGCCCGCGGCGAGGACGGGGACAAGUAUGCCCAGCUCCUAGUGGAGACAGACACCUUCGGUAGUCAAGUCCGGAUCAAGGGCAAGGAGACGGAAUUCUACCUGUGUAUGAACCGGAAAGGCAAGCUCGUGGGGAAGCCCGAUGGCACCAGCAAGGAGUGUGUGUUCAUUGAGAAGGUCCUGGAGAACAACUACACAGCCCUGAUGUCCGCCAAAUACUCUGGCUGGUACGUGGGCUUCACCAAGAAGGGGCGGCCACGGAAGGGUCCCAAGACCCGGGAGAACCAGCAGGACGUGCACUUCAUGAAGCGCUACCCCAAGGGACAGGCAGAGCUGCAGAAGCCCUUCAAGUACACCACGGUGACCAAGAGGUCCCGGCGGAUCCGCCCCACGCACCCAGGCUAGGCUGGCCCCACCGCAGCCCCCCAGGCUGCCCCCAGGCCCACACUCACACUCACAGAGAACUGCAUCAGAGGAAUAUUUUUACAUGAAAAAUUAGGAAGAAGCUCUAUUUUUGUACAUUGUGUUUAAAAGAAGACAAAAACUGAACCAAAACUCUUGGGGGGAGGGGGAACGAUAAGGAUUUUAUUGUUGACUUGAAACCCCCUGUCUAUGACAAAAGACUCACGAGAAGGGACUGUUGUCAACGCACAGGUGCUUGUCUCUCUCUAGGAACCGACAACUCUAAACUUGUCCCCAGAGGAGGAUUUGAAUGAGGAAAACGACACUCUGAGAAACCAAAGUCCUUUUUCCCAAAGGUUCUGAAAGCAAAGAACAAAAAAAAAAAACAAAAACAAAAACAAAACAAAAAAAAAAAAAAAGAAAAAAAAGAAAAAAAGAGAAAAACAAAGAGAAAGUAGUACCCACCCCCAAACUCCCUUUCUUCUCCAAUCCCCCGUCCCUGUCCCAAUCUCCAACAAAAAUCGCUCUCUGGUUUGCAGUCAUUUAUUUAUUGUCCGCUGCAAGCUGUCCCGAGACACCGCGCAGGGAAGGCGUGCCCCUCGGGAAUUCUCGGCGCCUCGACCUCCGACCUCCGACGACAGACGGCCUCGUCCAAUCAAGUGACCCUGCAUUGCUCGCAGUUCUGGAGGAUGCUGCUAUCGACCUUCCGUGACUCACGUGACCUAGUACACCAAUGAUAAGGGAAUAUUUUAAAACCAGCUAUAUUAUAUAUAUUAUAUAUAUAUAAGCUAUUUAUUUCACCUCUCUGUAUAUUGCAGUUUCAUGAACCAAGUAUUACUGCCUCAACAAUUAAAAACAAUCGACAAAUUAUUUA
Messenger RNA from Panthera uncia (snow leopard), 1704 nucleotides. It is a transcript of the gene FGF18, whose product is annotated as fibroblast growth factor 18. The record is from RefSeq and is a predicted model, not a curated record. Gene Ontology annotation, molecular function: type 2 fibroblast growth factor receptor binding; growth factor activity; type 1 fibroblast growth factor receptor binding. NCBI's taxonomy places the organism in Eukaryota, Metazoa, Chordata, Mammalia, Carnivora, Felidae. Bases 210 to 833 code for a protein of 207 amino acids. The transcript is spliced from 5 exons. Gene Ontology annotation, biological process: positive regulation of protein phosphorylation; positive regulation of gene expression; animal organ morphogenesis. Gene Ontology annotation, cellular component: cytoplasm.